UAGAUAGAUGUAAACAAUUCUUGAGAAACCUCUACUUCUCCCAAAUGUCUCCCAAAUGUUGGAAGUGGAACAUUCGUUAUUUUUAUACUUUGAUAUUAGCAACGUUUGAUGCCGAAAAAGCAAACUUGUCGCCGCAGGUGAAAGAAGCUCCAUUCUAUUUACAGGUGAAAGAAGCAAGAAUUUCAACGAUCAAUAGUUGAACCGCCACAGCAGUCAGCACUCUAGUUUUUCCGGAGCUUAGAAUGAUUGUGAACUUUAUGAGGAAAGAGCUCGCAAAUGUAGCAGUCAUAGGAGUUCUGUUGUGUGCUGUAUCAUACAGCGUUCAUGGAGUUUCAGUUUCCUGUAUGAUGGCAUACGAUGAAGGUGGGGCUCCUGCUGUUUUUAGUUCACCUGAGUGUCCUCUGGGGGUUCUUUCCCCUGAAUCUUCUGAAAAUUCAAUGAGGAAUUGCCAGUUUGCCACACUUCAAGGACACAGAGAGUAUCAAGAGGAUCGUGUUGCAUGUAAUCUUGACAUGAAACUGCCAUUGUCAGAUGAAGCUGGGGUUGAAGAGAUUGCUGUUGGUAUUGCAGCUAUAUUUGAUGGCCAUGGAGGAGAGGAAGCCAGUGAGAUGGCUUCAACAAAACUUUUCGAUUAUUUUAUCUUGCAUGUCGUGUUCACUGCAUACAAACUAGCACUUCCAAGCAACAAAGAGAACCAUGACCCACAUGCAUUGAAGAGUUCUCAGAGGACACCACAUAUAAUUCAUCACUAUUCACUGCAUCCAAUUUUAGAGGAAGCACUGUUGAGGACAAUCCAUGACAUUGAUUCAGAAUUUUCAAAGGAAGCUUUGGAGGAAGGCUAUGUUUCAGGGUCUACUGCCACCAUUGUUCUUCUGAGUGACGGUCAAUUUCUGGUUGCCAAUGUUGGUGAUUCAAAGGCAAUUCUGUGCUCUAGUAAAGUUCAUGUCCACCAUCAUGCCGAAGAAGCUCCAUCAAUAGAAGAUUAUGCGGAGGAAUUGACAAGAGAUCAUCAUCCAGAUAGAGAAGAUGAGAAGGCCAGAAUUGAAGCAGCUGGUGGGUUCGUUCGUGUAUGGGGCGUUCCCCGUGUCAAUGGUGUAUUGGCUGUGUCCAGAGCUAUUGGUGAUGUGUUUUUAAAAAGAUAUGGUGUUACAGCUGAUCCUGAAAUCGCUGGUUGGAGACAGUUUACCCCUGAAAAUAGAUAUUUGGUUGUAGCAUCAGAUGGUAUAUUUGAGACAUUGACUCCCCACGAAGUGUGCAUUCUUACACAUGGUAAAGCAUCUGAGUCCUCAUCCGGAAAUGUCUCAUCAAGCUCAUUAGCUGACUGGAUAAUUCGCCAUGCGUUUAGGACAGGCAGCACAGAUAACCUGUCAGCCAUUGUGAUUUCUGAUCUUCACAACUGCACAAAGGAUAGAUGCGAUAGGGAGAGAAAAUUGACUAAUUAACUUUGCAUGCCACUUCACGAAUUAUAGUGAGAGGUCUAAAAUUUGCUGGUGAUUUUAUUUUGUUUUAGGUGCUAACUCCAAUUCUGAGAGGAUCAAACUAAUGCUGUAUGUAUCCAUAUUUGAGCCGCGAGCUUCCAGUUUUAUCUAUGACAUCUCAUAACUACUACAUUUAUACAUA
Molecule: messenger RNA, 1620 nt
Organism: Sesamum indicum (sesame)
Lineage: Eukaryota; Viridiplantae; Streptophyta; Magnoliopsida; Lamiales; Pedaliaceae
Source: RefSeq, a predicted model, not a curated record